Glarea lozoyensis ATCC 20868 is the source of this 1323-nucleotide messenger RNA. RefSeq lists its product as uncharacterized. Lineage: Eukaryota; Fungi; Ascomycota; Leotiomycetes; Helotiales; Helotiaceae. Bases 1 to 1323 code for a protein of 440 amino acids. The transcript has a single exon. The record is from RefSeq and is a predicted model, not a curated record.
AUGGGCGGUUCAGCGUUCGCCCUUCGUGUUCCGCCGCUCAACACACCUCGUAUGCCAUCCGAGAUCUAUACCAGGGUGCUUCAGCAUACACUUGCGCUGCUUCAAAGUCACUAUGAAUAUUGCGCCGCACCUAUUGAAGGUCCUGGUAAAACAACAUUCGGAGAUGUCGACGUACUUGUGGCUUCACCUGUUUCCGAGAGCUAUAGCCCGUUUUUGAAAAACAGUUUCAUACUCAUGAAGCCAGUUGCGGAGAAGCUCAAGACUCUUCUUAAUGCAGAAGCUCUGAUAACUACAGCGGGAAAUCCGACAGUCAAUUUUGCUGUCCCAUGGCCAGAUGACAAUUAUCAGAGCGCUUCGGACAAGAGAUAUGUUCAAGUUGACGUUCACCAUCUUCCGACAGCAGAGAGAUUUCAAUGGGAGCUCUUUCACUCAGCGCAUGGUGAUUUAUGGAACAUUCUCGGUGCGACAAUUAGGCCUUUCGGGCUCACUGCAAAUGAUGUCGGGUUGUACUUGAGGAUCCCGGAGAUCGAAGCUCUGGAUAAGAAAAAGAGUUUGAUAUUCCUCACAUCUGACCCUAAACGAGUUCUAGAUUUCCUGGGCUUGGAUGAGGACAAAUGGUGGAAACAAUUUGAAACUCAGGGGGAGAUGUUCCAAUACGCCACAAAGAACAGAAUGUUUUGGGUGAAAGAGGAGGCAGAUGAUGUAAAAGAAGGAGAUGUGUUGACCAAUGUUGAUUUAGGACAGGAGGGUGGCGAUGCUGGGAAAAAGAAAUUGAAGCACAAUGAUCGGCAGAGGAUGGCAAAGCGGCCAAUCUUUAGGGCUUGGAUCGAUGAGUUUAUUCCAAUGCUAAGGAAGCAGGGGGGUCCUAAAGAGCCCGAAAUUACAAGAGAACAGAUUCGAGAUGAGGCAUUUUAUAAGUUCGGUGUCCGAGAGGUCUACGAAAAACGAUUAAAAGACUGGCAGCUCGCAAGGCAUCUUGAAGAGCUAAAGCGAGACAUGAUCAAAGGUCAAAUACCGCCAGUCGAAGAGAUUCCCGAGGGUCCUCCUUUUAGGUCUGCUGCAAUUCGAAUGCUGAUCGAUGUUAUUAUGGGGGGAAAAGAAUUUGAUGGUACAAUCCCACCCGCAGCGAGGAAGAGCGAGGAAGGCUUUUAUGAUCUUGACUUGGUUCAAUCAUUCAUAACGUUGAACUGGAGAAGAGCUGGCGAGUUGGGUUUGGCUCACCAACAGGUUCGAGCGAUGGAGACUAUGAGGGCUAAGGAGCAGAAGAAGCGUAAAGCCGCCGAAGAGAUGGAUCGACACGCAUGCGCGGCUGGACCUAUUUAA